Molecule: messenger RNA, 2684 nt
Organism: Sphaeroforma arctica JP610
Lineage: Eukaryota; Ichthyosporea; Ichthyophonida
Exons: 1
Coding region: 90-2684 (864 amino acids)
Source: RefSeq, a predicted model, not a curated record
UUUCUCAAUAGUUUUCUAAUUCACGUAAAAAUCCGGUUUGUUGACUAGUGUAUUCCUCAAACCUUGCUGCACAUAUCAACAUCUACGAUAUGCACAACGACAGAGAAUACAGAGACCACCCAUUCUCAACUGCGGGGAUGCGGUGGUCGUCCUCACCUAAACAACGGAGUUUAGGUACGGAUGGCCCGCCACCACCACCGCCUUUGCCCAUGGUUCUAGGUCGCAGUGAAGGGCCGAGGAGUGCGCACCCAAUGAGCACUUCGUCCGGUAACUACACACAGUCGCGCAAUGAAGGUAUCAAUGAGGGCCGGCCGCAGCCGAAAACUGCCUUUCGAGUCGCGGAUAUUGUGGGAGGCGUGGAAAGCAAAGAAAGAGUCACAAACAACAGUACGAGUAACAUGUAUGAACCACCGCAGCGGGGCUACAGCUACGCACCGCCGACUCAGGAACGCGAUUGGCAACCCGAGCGAGUUUACGUCAAUCGCAACGUGAACAGCAGCCUGCCAAUGGAUGGUCAUAAUAGUAGUAAUGUUCCCUACGGCCGACACAGUCCGCUUCAACGCGACUACAAUGGUGAGGCCAUGGGACAAUCCAGUAGCCGAGUUGGAGGCGAUAGAUACAAUGGGGAUCGCGGAGUCCAAUCCAGCGAUGGACGCGUAAAUCAACCGCCACCAAGGGACCGGUUUGUACAACCACCGCCACACCCGACCCGCGCGCGAUACAGUUCAAAUGAAGCUGUCUACAGUGGUCGCGACAAUACCGGUAUGCGAGGGACUUCGUAUGAAACUUCGAGUGUAGUUAGAGACAGAUACCCCGCCUCUGGCGGUGUUUCUAUGCCCAGAGGACGGGCGGAUUUUCCGGAGAUGGGUCAGACUCAUAGCCGACAAGUGGACUCCCGAGUGUCCCAGUUCCCAAUGCCUGGACCUGCACGUGACAGGCAAACCGAACGGUACGAACAAGCGCCACGCCAGAGUUUUGUAUCCGGCAGGGACGUACCGGGUGUACCUCGUGAUCGCAUGGAGGAAUCAGUGGCUGGUGGACGCGAUGAUAAACCUGAUAUGGGAUCUGGGAGUACGAAUAAGUAUAUGGGUAGCUCAUCGGCUGGCCAGGACUUACAAGGCCAUGGUGGGAAGUAUGCGUAUAGUUCUGGGCACCAACGCAGGGGCUCUGAACCAAACGUAGGCGUUUAUCAGUCGGGAAUGAACGGUCACAGUGGAAUGUCACGGUCGUAUAAUACGGAGGCACCACCUCUCCCUACUCCGAAAUACCGAGGAUCUAACAUCAUGUCACCGCAAGUGGUUUAUUACAGUGGUGAUACCAAUAGCAGUGGUACCAACAACAGCCAUAACAACAACAACAUCGGCGAUACACGCACCAACAACAACAAAAACAGAGCAGGCGGCCUCUCCAACGAGCGUCUGAAUAGAUUGGAUUCAAGAUCAGAUUCACACACCAACUUAAAUACCUCGUCACGGUAUGAACCGUACUCCAGCCCACGCAUCAGUUCAGCAAAAAGCACGCAGGCACCUCUGCGAUCAUCGUACGCAGCGCCAAGUCAGACACAAAAACAUGCUUCCCCUGUACUGCACAGUUCGUACCCUUCUCAGACCUCUACAUCAAAUCUACCGAAGCCCUCACCGCAGAACUCACACCAAAAUACCAACGGGGAAUUCAAAUGGAUGAAUAAUGGACUUCCGGCAGACGGAUUCUCGCACCCACCCAACCACAGGCUGCCGAGCUCCUGGCACAACGGCGGCAGCAAGAGUACUAAUAAUAACAAUAAUAAUGAUAGCAACAAUAAUGUGAGCGCCAGCAACUCUUUACAACGAAACCGGUAUAAUAAACCACCCGCUUUGUUGCCUCAGGGGAAGCGACGUCCGCAAUCGCCGAGCCCGAUGCAAAUGAACCACGGGACUGAAACAGUCUCACCGCCUCAUUGGGCCAAGUUUGACUCAAGCUCUUCACUACACGAUCCCAUGCGUAGUAGACGAGACCCACCCUCGCCGUUUCUUCCUAUUGGACCGCAACAUACGCGUGCGCUAACCCCACCAACGCAGCGUAAAGACCUUCCCACCAGCUUUAGUAAACCCAAGCGGGACGUUUCGCCUAUGCAGGUCUAUCAACGCCAGACCUCGAGCCAGUCACUCAUGGCACACCACGCUCAACCGCCGAUCUUGCCUAAUGAAUUCCACACCACGAACACCAACAGCAAUCGAGCGAUCAAAAAUAGCAAUCGAGCGAACAACAAGAGCAAUCGAUCGAACAACGACAACCAUGAUGAUCAUUUGCAACCGAUGCAAGAAGACGUGUCUCAUGAUGUAUACCCACUACAUAGCACACAUCAGAUGCACCACUCGCAACAACGACCGCAACAACAGAAAGCCGCUCAGCCACCCUUGCUACCACUAGGCAAACGCGAGUCGCUAUCUGCAGGUAAGCCCUACCAGGCUAAAUCUGCGGUUAAAUCUGAACCAAAAUCUGGAAUGCCGUCCAGCGGAAUUCGAGUGAACUUCGAAAGUAAGCCACAAAUCAAAGUGGAACAUUCGGAUAAUGUGCGUGCUAGUUUCAACAAUGGCGACACACAAUUUGUGAUACCCACACCUGUGAGCCUACCUACGUCCGCCCCUGGAAGUGAGAAGCCGUUUGCGCCAAGUAGGCCCAGCAUUUCACAGUACGUUCUUUGA